GUCAGCUUUUUGUGGAUGGAACUCCUGGCCUUUCACUCCUGGACUCUAUAUAAAUUCUCCAUCGUUAGGCAGCUAUAUAAAAAAGCACCGUGGAACCUGCUCAAGAAAACACCAACGCACGAAAAAAAGAACAAAUUGUGCAAAUGGCAAAAACUUUCUCAAGUGGUUAUGGGAUUGUUGCCUGUCUUGGAGCCAGAGGAAAUUCCCCAAGCAGCAAUAUGGUAUGCUCUUGUACCCAGUGGAGAGAGACCAGGAGUUCGUGUUGGUCACACACUCACAUAUAUUCCGGAUGCCCCUGGGAAAGGGAAGAUUGUUAUAACUGGAGGAGCAAACCCGAAUGGAAGUUUUUCUGAUGCCCAUAUCUUAGAACUGGAUAGACAUGAAUGGAAUGUACCUGACUGGAAUGGGUUACUGCCGCGUUAUGAACAUGCCAGCUUUGUUCCUGUGACCCUGCCUGCUGGCUUGUGGCUAUUUGGUGGUGCAGACGAAUGUGGAAACAAGAACUGUAUCCAAGUUUUGAAUUUCGAAACUGGAGAGUGGAGAAAUCCAGCAGUAAAUGGAACACCACCAACACCGAGAACAUGCCACAGUUCCACUGCAGCUAUUGGAGAUUGCCUCUAUGUUUUUGGUGGAGGAGACAAGGGAGCAGAGCCUGUACAAGAUACACAACUCCAUGCUUUUGAUAAAGCCACACUUAGCUGGUCACAGAAAUCAACAGAAGGAGAACCGCCAGCCCCAAGGCAUGGCCAUGUGAUGGUUGGUGUAGGCAGCAAGUUAUUCAUUCACGGAGGAUUGGCAGGAGACAAGUUCUUUAAUGAUAUGUAUACCAUUGACACAGCUGCAGUUAAUAUGGAAUGGAAGAAAGUUAAAAUGAAGGGUGAUAUCCCAGGUGGUCGUGCAGCUCAUUCUGCAGUUUCCCAUGGAAAAUACCUUUUUAUUUUCGGUGGUUUGGAUGCCACAGGAGCACUGGAUACCAUGUACAAGUAUCAUAUCGAAACACAAUGCUGGACCUUGUUAGAGUUUGAGUUACCUCUGCCUGCAAAAAGGUUGGAUCAUGCCAUGUGUGUUAUACCCUGGAAAAUGAGGAAAACUGAAACACCUACUCCUAGACCAGAUGAUAAACAAGCUGAAGAGAACAAGGAAAGUGUGAGACCAAGUGAUAAUGACACACACCCUACCCCUGUGAAUUGGUCAACAGUUCAGACAGACAACAUUGUGCAUCUGUGCUUGAUAUUUGGUGGUAUGGACACUCAAGGUGAAAUUUACAAUGACUGCUUUGUGACUCUUAUCAAAGCCAGCUAACAGCUUAUUGGUCAGUUCAACUUAUUGCAUCCUGCUCCGCUACAUCAGUGGUUCUCAAUGUGGGCCAUUUCCAUAUUGGAUUUUGUAGGGGCUAGAAGUAAAAGAACAAGAAACUGGGGGCUACGAGCUUUUGAAUGGGCCAUCAGUUUACUAUUUUGAUGAAAUUACUAAAAAUAAAUAAAUGUGACGUAAUUGACGUUGUACAA
Messenger RNA from Hypanus sabinus (Atlantic stingray), 1508 nucleotides. RefSeq names its product Rab9 effector protein with kelch motifs (gene rabepk). The coding region runs from base 16 to 1302 and encodes 428 amino acids. Lineage: Eukaryota; Metazoa; Chordata; Chondrichthyes; Myliobatiformes; Dasyatidae. The record is from RefSeq and is a predicted model, not a curated record. The transcript has 9 exons. Gene Ontology annotation, molecular function: protein binding.